AUGAGAGUCUACGGCGAGUCGCCCUCAUACGAUAAGCUACAGAACCGUCAGGUCUCGCGAUGGAAACCGAAGACCUGGUCAUGGAAGAUAUGGGCAGCUGCUGCCUUUUCUGUUCUCGCGGUUGUUGCCAUUGUCGUCGGUGCCGUGCUUGGAACAGAAGAUAGCGCGUAUCCCAAAUACAGCGCCCUUACAUAUACUCUCCAAGAUACAUACAGCGGUACGGACUUUUUUAACCAAUUCGACUACUUUACCGGCUACGAUCCGAGCUUGGGAUUUGUGCACUACGUCCCAUACGAGACGGCCACCUCUCCGCAAUAUAACCUGACGUAUGCCUCCUCAAGCUCGGCUGUGCUGCGAGUGGACACAACAGACACAGACGCCAGCACUGGCCGCUACUCUGUGCGGAUCACGUCGAAGAAGCAAUACAACUCGGGGCUGUUCAUCUUUGAUGUUCUAAACUCGCCGUAUGGCUGCAGCACGUGGCCAGCACUGUGGCUUACCGAUCCCAACAACUGGCCUUCCCACGGUGAGAUUGACGUUAUGGAAGCUGUCAAUCAGGCCACUACCGGGAACCAAAUGACUCUACACACGACCGACGACUGCAAGAUGAAUGUGAAGCGCAAAGAGACCGGCGAAGUCCAGACAAGUAAUUGCUACAACGCCACAGACGAGAAUGCCGGAUGCGGCGUGCAAGGUGCUGCAGACACCUUUGGCGAAGCUUUCAAUGCCAACGGAGGUGGCAUAUACGCCAUGGAAUGGCGCAAUGCCGGCAUCCGAAUCUGGUUCUUCCCGCGCAGCAGUAUCCCAUCAGACAUUCCGACCGAUGUUAGCAAUACGACUGCGCCAGAUCCAAGCAGCUGGGACGAGCCGCUGGCUGACUUCCCAAGCACACAUUGCGACAUGUCGAGUCACUUCCAAAACCAGAGCAUUAUCGCGAACAUCGAUCUCUGCGGAGCCUGGGCCGGUGCAACCAGCGUGUAUACGGCAGCGGAUCAAUGUCCGGGCACAUGCAGUGAGUUCGUGACCAGUAACGCUACGGCGUUUAAGACGGCCUACUGGGAGUGGUCAAGCUGGAGGGUAUAUACAGCUUCUUAA
This is a messenger RNA of Baudoinia panamericana UAMH 10762, 1095 nucleotides long. RefSeq names its product glycoside hydrolase family 16 protein. Gene Ontology annotation, molecular function: hydrolase activity, hydrolyzing O-glycosyl compounds. NCBI's taxonomy places the organism in Eukaryota, Fungi, Ascomycota, Dothideomycetes, Mycosphaerellales, Teratosphaeriaceae. Gene Ontology annotation, biological process: glucan catabolic process. The record is from RefSeq and is a predicted model, not a curated record. The transcript is spliced from 2 exons. The coding region runs from base 1 to 1095 and encodes 364 amino acids.